This is a messenger RNA of Acanthocheilonema viteae, 2406 nucleotides long. Lineage: Eukaryota; Metazoa; Nematoda; Chromadorea; Rhabditida; Onchocercidae. The record is from the annotation of a GenBank genome assembly.
AUGAAAGAUUAUUUUCAUUUCUUUAGGCCAACUGAAGAAACUACUUAUUUAAUGAGAACAGGUAAUACACGCAAAAGAUCCAUACCUAUAGCAGAUACCGCCGAUAAAAUGGGUCUUCGUAGUACACCUUCAAUUGAAGAAAUUUGGGGCGAUAUGGAAGUGGGUCUUAAAGAAGUUUACGCUCGGCAAACUAUGAUGCCAGCUCGUUAUAUGCAGUUAUAUAGUCGUGUAUACACAUUUUGCACAUCUGUCGCAUACAACAAUGAUUCACAGCGUACUGGAUCACGUAAUCGUCCGAAUCGUGUUCCACGUGGUAGCAAUCCUGGGUCGAUUGGUGCUGAAUUCGUUGGUUUAGAUCUCUACAAUCAUCUGAAACGUUUUUUUCAGGAUUAUGUUGAAAAUGUAUAUCAGAAAGGACGUGAUUUGAGUGGUGAGGAUAUUCUGAACUAUUUCACCACACAAUGGGAUUCUUAUCGAUUUAGUUCCAAAGUAGUAGGAGGAAUAUUCAGCUACCUAAAUCGUCAUUGGAUAAAGCGAGAAUUAGAUGAAGGAAAUGAGGACAUCUACGAAAUUUAUGUUCUAGCGAUUGUAACAUGGAAAGAGUUUCUCUUCAUUCAUAUGCGCGACAGCGUAACAAGUGCAGUAUUGAAAUUAAUUGAACGUGAAAGGAAUGGGGAAAAAAUCAGAACGAAACUCAUAAGUGGAGUGAUCCAGUGUUAUGUGGAACUAGGCGUUAAUGAAAAUGAUAUAAGUACUGCUGGUCAAGCAGCAAGUUCAUCGACGACUCAUGUUGAUCGUUUGCCCAAAUUACGGGUUUAUCGUGAUUACUUUGAAAAACGCUUCAUUGCGGAUACGGAAAGCUAUUUUGCUAACGAAGCAGCCGAAUUUAUUGCUGCAAACUCUGUUACUGAAUACAUGAAAAAGGUAGAAAUCCGAUUAAAAGAAGAAAAGGAGCGUUGCGACCUGUAUCUUCAUGAAUCAACACAGGAUUUACUGGCAAAAACACUGGAAAAAGUACUUAUCACGAAGCAACUUGAUUUAUUCCAGAAUGAAUUUGGAAAUCUGCUUGAAUCGAAUAAGGAUUCUGAUUUGGAACGCAUGUAUACACUUUGUGAUCGGGUAGAAAAUGGUUUGGAUGAGCUGCGGCUUGCACUGGAAAAGCAUAUUGCUCGUCAAGGAGAAGCUGCAUUGGAUAAAAUCUCCGAUAUGGCUAUAAAUGAUCCAAAGCAGUAUGUUUCAACAAUUUUAGAAGUUCACAAACGCUAUCAUAGCCUAGUGACUUGUUCUUUCAAAAAUGAACCUGGUUUUGUGCAAGCAUUGGAUAAAGCAUGCACAUCGUUCAUCAAUCGUAAUAGUGUCACAAAGAAGGCGAAUAACACAUCGAAGAGUCCGGAACUUUUGGCAAGGUAUUGCGAUCUUCUGUUGAAGAAAAGUGCCAAAAAUCCAGAAGAGAAUGAGCUCGAAGAACUUCUUAAUCAAAUCAUGAUUGUAUUUAAAUAUAUCGAAGACAAAGAUGUAUUUCAAAAAUUCUACACUAAAAUGUUAGCAAAACGGCUCGUGAAUGAGUUGAGUGCUAGUGAUGAAGCCGAAAGCAACAUGAUUUCGAAAUUGAAGCAGAUGUGUGGAUUUGAGUAUACCAGUAAACUGCAGCGAAUGUUCACUGACACCAGUCUUAGCAAAGAUAUAACGGAAAGAUAUAAACAGCAUCUAGCGACUAAAAACAUGAACUUGGGAUUGGAUUUCUCAAUCAUGGUACUUGGGUCAGGUGUAUGGCCUUUUAGUCAGUCCCCUAUUUUUGAUAUCCCUGUGCAACUCACAAAAUGUAUGGAAUCAUUUAAUGAGUUUUACCAAACACAACAUACGGGUCGUAAAUUAACUUGGCUCUUAGCGCAGUGUCGUGGCGAACUUUCAGCUUACGGUUUUCAAAGGAAAUAUACCUUUACUGCUACGACAGCUCAAAUGGCUGUUCUAAUGUUAUAUAAUGAAAACGCAGAAAUGACAUUGCAACACAUUUGCGAUAGUACUAAACUUAGACGUGAAGUCGUUGCACAAAUUGCUCAAGCCCUAGUCAAGGUAGAGCUGUUGUCGAUUGCUGGAUCAAAGAUUGAUAUUGACGCAAAUACUCCUCUUGCAACAGUUCUAAGAUUAAAUUCUGACUUUUCAAACAAAAAAUUAAAAGUUGAUCUGUCGAAAACGAUGGCACGCGCUGAAAUACGUCAAGAAACAGUGGAAGUACAUAAAUCAGUGGAAGAUGAUAGGAGACUAGUUGUUCAGGUUCUCGCGCAAUUAGCAUCACGUUUUAAGCCAAAAGUGCCAAUGAUUAAAAAAUGCAUUGAUAUUUUGAUCGAAAAAGAAUAUUUACAAAGGGUGGAAAAUGAGAAGGAUCUCUAUGAAUACCUUGCAUGA